AUGGCACCACCUCCCUCCCUCCCUCCCGCUCAUCCAUCUCUUCCCUCCUCAUCAGUCGUGUUUACUAUAGCUAAAUGAGAUGCUGGUAUAAGACCCUGAGUGUGCGCAGAUUGCGUCGUUAAAAGGUAAUGGAAACGGAGGAGGCAGUGGCAGGAAAACAAGCGAAUCAAAGGAGCGAGUCUGUGUUUCACCGUUCGCUGGAUUUAACGCUGCUGAGGAACCUCUCGGUGCAGAUGGAGAAGAAGAUGGAGCGUGGAUGCUGGUGCUAGGAGCAGAAAAGGAACACUUAUUUUGUAGAUAAUUAUAUUUAAACUAACCAGGAAAAGGCACGCGCUUGUAUCCAACAACGAUGGAUCCCCGCUGAGGCUCCUGCUUCUUCGAUCAUUUUGAUGACCUCUGCCCCUCAUGGCUCUCAUCCAUGAACCUCGUGCCCCCUCACCCUCCCUCUCUGGCUUCAACACACCCCUCUCCGACCCCCCAUCUUUUCGCCGCCUCGAUGCCGAAACACCCUGCACGCCGGAAAUGGACCUGACCCCGACCCAGUGUGUCCUCAGAAAUGUCCUCUCUUUAGAUACCGGGGGUGCCGUGGAGCCCGGGGGUGAUGGAGGAGGUGGAGGAGAGGGGAAAAGCACCAGACACAACCAGACGCCCAGCGAGGAACAACAGGAGCACUUUGCCAACAGUGUGCUGAAACUACAUGAGCACGAUGGAAGCAAUGAACACACGGAAGGAGAGGGGCAGGAGGCGGACAGCUCUGUGGUCAGGAGCCAGGCGGAUGAUGCCAGGUUACAGUGCCAGUCCACGGGAGGGGGAGGGGGGUUUCUAGAAGGGCUCUUUGGGUGCUUGCGGCCUGUCUGGACUAUGAUCGGCAAGGCCUACUCCACGGAGCACAAACACGGCCUGGACGAGGAGUGGGAGGUCCCCUUUGAGGAGAUAUCGGACCUGCAGUGGGUGGGUAGCGGAGCCCAGGGUGCUGUCUUCCUCGGCAAAUUGCACGGACAGGAAGUGGCUGUGAAAAAAGUGCGUAACAUCAAAGAGACAGACAUCAAGCACCUACGGAAGCUCAAACACCCCAACAUCAUCAUGUUUAGGGGGAUUUGUACCCAGGCUCCUUGUUACUGCAUCAUCAUGGAGUACUGUGCUCAGGGACAGCUGUAUGAGGUGCUGAGAGCAGGAAGGCAGAUCAUGCCGUCCCUACUCAUGGACUGGGCCAUGGGCAUCGCCGGGGGGAUGAACUAUCUUCACCUCCACAAGAUCAUCCACAGAGACCUCAAAUCACCAAACAUACUCAUCACCUACGACGAGGCGGUGAAGAUCUCAGAUUUUGGUACGUCCAAGGAGCUCAGUGACAAGAGCACUAAGAUGUCUUUUGCAGGGACCGUGGCCUGGAUGGCCCCCGAGGUCAUCCGCAACGAGCCAGUCUCGGAGAAGGUGGACAUCUGGUCAUUUGGCGUUGUGCUGUGGGAGAUGUUGACAGGGGAGGUGCCCUACAAGGAUGUCGACUCCUCAGCUAUCAUCUGGGGAGUGGGCAACAACAGCCUGCAGCUGCCAGUACCUGACAGCUGUCCAGACAGCUUCAAACUGCUCCUGAGGCAAUGCUGGAACUGCAAACCAAGGAAUAGACCCUCAUUUCGACAGAUACUUCUACAUCUCGACAUCGCCUCAGCAGAUAUUUUAUCAACCCCACAAGAAACUUACUUUCAGUCUCAGGCUGAGUGGAGAGAUGAGGUGAGACAUCACUUUGAGAAGAUCAAGUCCGAGGGGACGUGUCUUCACAGGCUGGAUGAGGAGCUGAUCAAGCGCCGUAGAGAAGAACUCAGACACGCUCUGGACAUCCGGGAGCACUAUGAGCGGAAACUGGAGAGAGCCAAUAACCUUUACAUGGAACUCAAUGCUAUCAUGCUACAACUGGAGAUCAAAGAAAAGGAACUUCUCAAGAGGGAGCAGUCACUUGACAAGAAGCAUCCAAGCUGCUUCAAGCACAGCUCCAGACAGUCGCCCUCCUCCAUCUCGAUGGAGAAACUCAUGAAGAAACGUAACGUACCUCAGAAACUGCCCUCACACAACAAGAGACCAGACCUAUUGAAAUCAGAGGUCAUCCUCCCCAAACUGGACUCAUCCAUGACGCAAGUCACCAUCCCCACCAAGGGCUCUACGUCCCCAGGGCGCUCCCGCCGAGGAAAACCCCGCUACAGGAAGGCUGGCAAAGGCAGUAGCGGUGACUUAGCUCAGCUUAAAGCCACUCUGUCCUCAUCAUUGGCAAUGAUCAACGCCACCUCAUCCAUUCCGAGCAGUAAGCACUGUUUGGACCCCAGCGUGGCGCUCAGAGGCCUGCAGCAUGACUUGCUGGAAAAAAAGAUGUCCUCCUCCAGUCCAGACCUCAUCUCAACCACCUUAGAGGCUGAAGGGCGGAGAAAAGGGCAGGCCAGGCCGGGGCUGGACAGGGCGGGUAGUCAAAGCGCCUCAGCCGGGCUGGAAGAGAGAAGAGGUACUGAUGGACAGGACAGUCGUGAUGUUAGGGUAGCGACUGAUGACCUGGCAGAAACACCCCCACGCAGUGACACGCCCAGUGAAGACGCAGCAUCUAUUCCAUUCUCCAGUAGCCCUGAUUCACCCUGUGGAAGAGGGGCAGCAGCGAGCAGGUCUUCUGGGCUCGGGAACGCUCGUGUGCCCCAUGAGGGAGAGGAGAAAGAGGAGGGGACAGUAAUCACACGCUCACCCAGAAGUCAGCGCCUCACACCGGCAGCGCUGCUCUACAGGGCAGCGGUCACACGCAGUCAGAGACGUGGAGUCUCCUCAGAGGAAGAGGAGGGAGAAGUAGACAGUGAGGUGGAAAUGCCAAGGAGACGGCGAACUGUGAGCAUCACCAAGUGUCAGUCCCUCUCGAACUUCAGCUUAGAAAACCUGUCAGUGUCAGAUGGAGAGGAGGGAAACACCACUGAUCACUCCCACAGUGGCACGCCCGACGUAGUCAGCACCAACACAGACGAGCGCCUGGACGACAAAAGUGACGACUUGCUGUCUCAGGGGUCGGAGAUUCCAGCCGACCCAUCUGACCCGACUCAGCUGGGCUCUGACGGGUUGUCAGAAAAAGAAGCUGUUCUACGACAAGUCAAAACACAACUCGCUUCGAGCGAACAUAACUAUGAGGGCCUGUAUGAUGACUCGGACUGUGACAGUGCAGAGUUGGACCACUGCGGUGCAGAACCCAGCCAACCUCCAACCAACUGGUGACAACCCUCAUAUCCACCCAAACAUCUGGCCUCUGCUGAUCCCCUUCACUCAGAAAACCUGUCAAAUUCAGGGCAUUCAACAGGGAAAGGACACAGAUGCUUCACCCAUGGCUUUUCCAUAGAAAUGAGCUAAAGAUCAGCUUUCCAGAGCGUGUCCAUGCCUGAGCAACACAUGUUUCAGUCUAAGAGGCCAAUAACUAGACUCUUUAUCACUGCUUGUUGUCAUAUUUCAUGUAGAUAUUUAAAAUUUUUUCCAUUAUAAAAAUGUGUCAUCUUGAUUGUUUUUUAUAUAAACAUGAUUAGCAUUAUUCAGGGUUUUUUCCAAGUAGCUCAUUCCCCGAUGAAGCUUUUCGCACUUAAGUGUCAUUAAACUUUUGAUACUAUUAUGCACACGUUUUAUUUAUUCUUUGACACUGAACUGAGUGAAAGAUCAAUGUUUACAUCUCAUUUGUGAUUAUUUAUAUUUGGUUUUGUUUUACAUUUUCUACUUUGCUUUAUUGAUAUUAUUGUAAAUAUCAAAUGUAAAAUGAACAUUUUUUAAAUGUGAGAUUGUAUAAUUUAAGGUGCUGAUGUCUCAGUAGGUGGCGCUGUUCUGUUUGACCAUGGGCGAGUUUUUGGUGGUAGAAUGUAACUGUAGCUGCUGUUCAUCAUGUCUGAUCAGAUAGCAGGAAUGCUGCCAAGUAUUCCACAGUAAAACUAAAUCAUUGUUUGAGGGUGUAUAAUAAAUAUAUGUAUAAGCAUGCUUGUAAAAAGGGAUGAAAACUCAAAUUUAAAAUUCUUGGAUAUAGACCAAAAACACUAAUUUUUUGUAACUAAUCAAAACACAAGAACAGAUGUGGCAAAAGAAAAAAGAUUUCUACAACCAACAAUCUAUGACAAAAACAACUCAAAAUAACAGAAGUUCCUUUUGAAAAGAAAACUAUUCCAAAUAUUUGUAGUAUGCCAGUGUAAAUGAAAGAUAAAUAUCUCUUUUUAAUAAACUAACAGCAUUUAACAGCUCUAGUUAUACAUAUUUCUGGCAGUAAUUUACUGUUGGCAGGUAAAUAUAAAAAAACUAAUAAUAAAUGACACUGCUUUAUUUUCACGACAUCGAUAAGGAGGAUAGUUUCUAAUAGAAUUAAGUUUGCACUAACGUUAACCCCUCACCAGCUGAGAUCCCUGAUGGUUUAUUUUUUCAGUCAUGUGAGGGCUUCCUGUGAGACAAACAGAAUGAAACUGGUGCUGAUGUACUCCUUGGAAACUUUUGAUAAUGAGCUUACUAUUCAAUAACCUUUCAGGUGACUCAAUAAGCUAGAAAAGGCAGCUCGUUUUAUUUUACGGUUAUUUAGUCAGGCAUUAAGUGUUUAAGUUUACAUUUGUAGAGCUUUUAUAAACUUUUCAUGGCCCUAAGAUUUGAAGCAAGAAAUCAUCCCAUCAGGGUGAAAUGUUGCCAAGAGACCAAACUACUGCCCUCUAGUGUUUCAGUCAUGGAAGUGUAUGUGUGCUUCCCAGGAUGUGGAUUUAAACUUCACUCAGUUGGACUUUGAGGGCUUUUUAUACAUCAUUAUUGUAAGUGUACAAUAAAUAUAUUUAAGAAACGCUUUAAAAUAAACUUAAAUGUAAAAUGUC
Molecule: messenger RNA, 4841 nt
Organism: Nothobranchius furzeri (turquoise killifish)
Lineage: Eukaryota; Metazoa; Chordata; Actinopteri; Cyprinodontiformes; Nothobranchiidae
Product: mitogen-activated protein kinase kinase kinase 12
Biological process (GO): protein autophosphorylation; JNK cascade
Cellular component (GO): cytoplasm
Molecular function (GO): ATP binding; MAP kinase kinase kinase activity
Source: RefSeq, a predicted model, not a curated record